Molecule: messenger RNA, 3443 nt
Organism: Mytilus trossulus (common blue mussel)
Lineage: Eukaryota; Metazoa; Mollusca; Bivalvia; Mytilida; Mytilidae
Exons: 12
Coding region: 50-2842 (930 amino acids)
Biological process (GO): regulation of protein secretion; regulation of epidermal growth factor receptor signaling pathway
Cellular component (GO): endoplasmic reticulum membrane
Molecular function (GO): serine-type endopeptidase activity
Source: RefSeq, a predicted model, not a curated record
UUUACCAGGACUCCAGAAUAGGGCUCUUCACGAUAUAAAAAGUACCACAAUGGAAACACUACCAAUCACUAGAGGAAGACAUGGUAUUUUCUCAAGUCUUGUAAACUGGAUUAUAUCUUCAUGGAAUCCAUACCCUCAGAAAGACUUGCAAAGAAUGAUUGAAAGAAAAAUACAGAAUGGACAGAUUGGCAUUCAUGCCUCAUUACAGAUCUCUGAUUCAUCAUCAGUAUGUGAUGAAAUGGAACUUUUAUUGGACACAAUCUUACAGCAAUCUACUGUACCAGAAACUGACAAGGGAGAUAAUCUUAUACAAAACCCAGACAGAAUGGGUUAUCAGCUAUCAAAACUUGAUAGGGGCGAUAAUUUGAUAUUUGAAACAGUUAGGGAAAAUACAAUUACAAAUACUGCGUCUGUAUCUGAAAUGGAAAUGGAUUCAUUAAGUCAGGAAAUAAUUUUAGCAGAGCUUGAUAGGGGAGAUAAUUGCUUUGUUCAUAUAGAUUCAAAUAAGGAAGACUUAAUUGAAAGUAAACAAAUUUCAAAUGGAUCAAACUUGGAACUGAUCAAUGCUGAUGUAAUAUCAAAACCAAAUCAAAAUAUGGAUACAGAGCAGUGUAAAAACAUGAAAACUUCAUGUCUUUUAAAUCCUGAGCAAGCUACAACUGAGUUUAUGAAGGAUGUUUUUGAUGGUGAUUUUGACAGUUUAGGUGUACAUAAAGAUUCUGAUACCAUGGUUGACACUAAUGAGAUAAAUACCAAACCACUGAAUCAGACUCAAAAACAGGGGGGAAAUAAAGUAAAUAAUUUCUCAUUUAAUGAGAAUUCCUCUGCAAAGGAUAUUAGUAAAGCAACAGGGAGUUCUAUAAUGAAUAAUUCAGUAUCAAUACUGAAGAGUGAAGGAAGCCUGUCAGAGAAUACAAAAGUGGGUGAAAUAAAGAAAGUAGUAACGGUUUUUGGCAAGAAGGAUACAGAGGACUGUACAGCAAAAAUAAACACUGGGAACAUGAAUUCAAAGUCAGAUUUAGAUUAUAAGAAUAAAGAAAAUACUGAUUCAGAAACCGCGCUUAAUGAUGUACAAUUGACAUGUAAAAAUGAUGAUCAAAAGAAUGAAACAGAAUCUGGAAAUUCAGUCCAUAAAAUGAAAUCAAAGACAAAAUCUGUCACAUGGGGUCAAAGAUUAAAAUGUGACAAUAAAACAAAAUAUGCUGUCAAGACCGUCGAUUCUGAGGCCAGUAUGACAAAUCUUCCUUCAACAUCAACCUAUAAUCCUGAUAAUCCAUAUGGAGAAUCAUCCAGUGAAGAAAUACUAACAGAGAAUGAUUUGGCCUAUGGGAAUGAAGGUUUUGCACAGUACCAGUUGUUUAUAGCUAUUGAAAAGAAAGUAGAGAUUGAAGAAAUAAAUGAUAAAAUGGAAAGAUUGAGACAACUACAUCGAUGGAAAAUGGACAAGAUCAGAAACAUUGUAGACAUUGCUAGAGCUUAUUAUGUGAAUCCUACAGGAAGAGUCGUUGAAGAAUGGAAUGAUCUGAAGCGGGGCAUGAAAAUUGAAAAACAAGCAAAAAGUCUUACCCAUGUGAAACUCAAGAUGUCAAAACUCCCAGAAUUCAUACCAUUCUUCACAUUGUUUAUUACCUUGGCCCAGUUUGUAACUUGUGGUGUUUUCUGCUAUCUUGGAGGCCUGGAUUCUCUUGGUAUAGACCCCACUAUAGAAUGGAGAGAUGGCAUACAGACCUUUCUAGGAACAGAGACAGUCCACAAGUGGGUUAUACCAAAUUUGUGGAUAGGACCAUCAGGCAAAUAUAUAACUAGUGUUGGAGCAUUCUUUGCCCCAUGUCUUAGAGAUGAUAUAGAACUACAAAUAAAGACACUGGAACAGAAUUACAGUACUACAGAACCUUUAGGAUGUUGUGAAAUGGCCAGUAGAAAUACAGCAGCUACAACUACACAGACAGAAUGUCAACAUAUGACUGAUGACGUUGGUAUUUGGAAAGCUGGUAUACAAUGUAGUGAGAGACCUUCAGGACAAAACAGUGUUUCUCACAACCUAAAACCAUGCUGUUAUAACCUUCAGGGUCAAUGUAAACUUACCACACAUACACACUGUGUAUUCUUAGGAGGGUACUUCUCAAAGCAUUCUGCAGAGCACUGUAGUCAGGUAAAUUGUAUAAAUUCUAUUUGUGGUAUGGGUGGAAUUUCAUCAAAAUCAGAUAAGCCCUGGUUACCAGACAAUCCAGCACAAUGGUGGAGACUGCCUCUCUCUAUUAUCUAUCACCAUGGUAUCAUCCAUGUUGUCAUCAUUGGGGCCAUUCAUUUCCUUAUCAUGAGAACUAUGGAGAGGUCUAUUGGUUGGCUGAGGAUAAUGGUAGUCUAUGUGUUGAGUGGUAUAGGAGGAAUACUGGCAGCCUCCAUAUUUGAACCCUACUCUCCCCAUGUAGGUGCCACAGGAUCAGUUGGUGGAUUACUAGGUGUAACCGUGGUAGAAAUACUGUUACUAUGGAGAUUUGUAAAUAGACCAUUACUUGAAAUCUUUAAGGUUCUGUUUGUCAUUGUCUUGUUUUUAAUGGCAGGAACUCUCCAAUACAUAAGCAAUUACACCAUAAUUACUGGCCUUAUCAUCGGCUUGUGUUCUGGUGUGAUAGUCUUACCCUUUGUAACCUUUAGUAAGAUAUCACACAGAUCAAGGGUCAUUCUGAUUGGUUUCAGUGUCCCCCUUUUAGUGGCAAUAUAUUUUAUAUUACUGUAUGCAUUCUUUAAAGUUCAGUCAGUUACAGAUUGUUAUGGUUGUAAGGUAAUUAAUUGUAUUCCAUACACAGAAAAUAUGUGUAGAGAUGACUACGAAAAAUAAAAUUCAUCUUUCAUAUAAACACAUGGAUGUUUUAUUGACAAUGAAAGAGUUUUAUUUGUAUUUUUACUUUGCUUAUUGGCUUUAAAUAAAAUGUGUAGUUUAUAUUCACACAUAUAUGUUGGAUUGUUUGAAAUAUUUGAUCAUAUUUACAACUUUACAUCUUGGCUACUAAUAAAAUUCAUUGCACAUAAUCACACUUGCAUGUUGUAAUUAAUUGAUACUGAAAGUAUUUCCUUGUAUUCACAAUUUUACAUACUAGUAUUGGCUACGAAUAAAUUUCUCACAUGCAUGUUUUAAUUGCUAAUGAAUAUAUUUGCUUGUAUUCACAAAUUUACAUAUUGGCUAUCGUCAUUACUUGAUGUCUGGCUUCAUUCAUUACUUGAUGUCUGGCUUCAUUUACGUAAAAAUCAAUUAAGUAAAAAACUGAGCCAGUUUGUUUCACACAGUUUUAUUUGGUAUUAUUGAUACUGGGCAGUUAUGAUCCGUUAAAGUUCAAUGACUCAUUAGUGAGUGUUUAAUGUCCUACACUACAACUUAAUGCUCUUUUUAAAGUCGGACAGUGACACCAUUGAAUGCCAUUAAAGUUGAUAGAACAUGAGAU